Messenger RNA from Osmerus eperlanus (European smelt), 1999 nucleotides. RefSeq names its product hepatic and glial cell adhesion molecule b (gene hepacamb). NCBI's taxonomy places the organism in Eukaryota, Metazoa, Chordata, Actinopteri, Osmeriformes, Osmeridae. The record is from RefSeq and is a predicted model, not a curated record. The transcript has 7 exons. Bases 533 to 1792 code for a protein of 419 amino acids.
CAAGGUUUCUUCAAUUGUUUCUUAAAUGAGUUUUUCUGGGAGGUUUUCUUUGUCUUCUUCGAGGGUUUAGGUUUGAUGAGGGGCACUUCAAUGGGCGUAUGUGAAUCCGUCUGUGACAUUGCUUGUAAAAAGGGCUAUACAAAUACUUUGUAUUUGAUUUCGUUUGAAGAGAGCUGUGUCAUGAAAUGGAUUUCAAGAGUGCAUCCCAUUUUUAGGGUGAAUUUACUUCCAAGUACCACCAACAAAAAAGAAAAAGUUCCAUUACUUUCGAACGUUGUUGUUUUGAGUCUUGUACAUGAACAAUGCCUACUUCUCCUCUCUCCCUAUUUUUCUUUCUCUCUCACUUGCUCUCUCUUUCUCACACAACACACACAAUUUGUCCUGCUGGUGCAUUGGCUUUUGUGUGCAGUUUGCACCCAGUUCCAUCUGAUCCCAGCCUUAGAGGAAUGGCUGUGUGCUUUCUCCAGGGACGUGCCCAGAGUGGACAAAUCAUGCAAAUUUUCUGGGAGAGAAACGGAGUGUUAGACCCAAGAUGAAGGCAGAGAAGGAGGCUCUCUCAAAAGCUCUAGCCGCUCCUCGACUUUUGCUACUCUGGUGUCUCCAUGUUUUCUGCCUUUCAGGCGGUGUUGAAGGGGUAAACAUCACGAGCCAAGGCUCCCUAAUCCGGGGAAUUUUAGGAGGGGAAGCUCUCCUCUCUGUCCGCUACAGCAGCAUCAGCCUUGACCCACCUGUUAUCAAGUGGCAGCUGAAGAGGGAUAAGCCCGUAACAGUGGUUCAGUCAAUUGGUACCGAGAUCAUCGGUAACCUGCGCCCAGAGUACCGGGACCGCAUCCUUGUGUUUGAGAAUGGCACCUUGCUCCUCCACAACCUCAAGCUGUCAGAUGAAGGCACCUAUGAGGUGGAAAUUUCCAUCACAGACGACAGCUUCACUGGAGAGGGCAGUAUCGAGCUUACCGUUGAUGAGCCCAUAUCCAGACCAUAUGUCCAUAUGGAAGCGUCCUCUGUUCUGGAACUCAGUGAGCACUUUAUCCUAAACUGCUCCCAUGACAAUGGAACCAAGACUACAUACAGCUGGUUGAAAGGCGGGAAACUGAUGACCAAUGAGACACGGUUGCUGCUGUCACCUGACCAGAAGUACUUGACUAUUAAACGUGUGCUAAUGGUGGAUGAUGACAUUUAUAGCUGUGCAGUGGAGAACCCCAUAGGCAGUAUGAAGAGCAUGCCUAUCAAACUGACUGUGUACAGAAGGAGUUCCCUCUACAUCAUUCUCUCCACCGGGGGCAUUUUCCUUCUCAUCACCCUGGUGACCGUGUGUGCUUGCUGGAAGCCCUCAAAAAAGCCAAAACAUCCUAUUAGAAAGCCUCUAUCAAGAUCAUUUCACACUCACUCUGAUCAUUUUCCAAUCAAUCAUGCAGUUGAUGUGGUACCAAUAAUGACAGAGCAGAAAUGCAAGAAUCCAGUGGCUCUCUACAUCCUUAAAGAAGAUUCUCCCAAGGGUGAACAUGACUCACUCAACAACAUGGGCUCCUCUCCUGAACUCAGCAGUCCCCCUAGCUACAGCAGCUCGCAGCUCCCCUCCUCUCGGUCCCCCGAGCCCCCUGCCCGCUCAUCUCGCAGGUAUCCCCGCACCCCAGCCAGCUCCCCCCCUUCACAUCACAACAAGUCCACCCCCUCCCCACCUCAUACCCACAGCUCCGGGUGCAUAUUCCACUCCCCAGAAGUUGUACCUUCUGUCCUUCCUUUGGAAAAGCCCACCCACACACUGGAAGCCAAUGGUACAGCUCAGACCUGAUUGCUAUGCACUCCCUCCAGUCAUACAUUGUUUUUGCAUAGGGAUGUGUGAUCAAUUUCUCUUUGUGCACAUGGGUCACAUCACACAACAGCUGACCAUAUGUUUUUAUGAAAGAAAACACAUCCAAAACAUUAAAUUAUUAAAAGAACACAGGAUGUAGUUGUCCUUCCUUGUGGUAUAGUACAUUUAUAUGGAGUUAGAUUAGUU